Molecule: messenger RNA, 11816 nt
Organism: Coregonus sp. 'balchen'
Lineage: Eukaryota; Metazoa; Chordata; Actinopteri; Salmoniformes; Salmonidae
Source: the annotation of a GenBank genome assembly
AUUUGGGACAGUGUUCAACUUUUUGGUGAGUGACAAACCUACACCAGUUUGAGAAAAAGUCACGGACGUCCGGCCAUGCAGUGACUGUAACCCAUUUUUGGCCUCAUUUUGGAUAAUUGUGUUAUAGUUGCUAUGGCUCCAUUCGGGAAGAACUUUCUGAAAGCGCGUUUGAAAAACAGGUAAUUUUUUAUAUUCUUUUUUUUUCGUUCUCACCUGUUGCUUUCAGAACUGUAGAAUACUGUAUAUGAGGCACAUUUAACAUGUGGCGGAGGGAACUUAUGCUCCUCUGCCGGGUGCUAAACAUUCCUUAUUUUACGCACAUAAUUGAUUUAUGCAUCUGACCAAAAAGACCACCAAUGUGGCUGUUCAACAAUUCAGCUCUCAUUUCCGAAUCUAUUCAUGUGAGAGAAAACAGCAACGGCUAUUUUCGCAUUUCAUCCAGACUCUGAUACACUGUAACUCUUUAGCAUGUUCUCCAGCUCAGUGAAGGUAAAUGGUGCCAUUUUUUGUUGUUGAAAUUGUGGGAGGUUUUUGUAAGCAGGUGAAAUGGCCAUUUUAAUGUUGUAUGUAGACUGUGUGUGUGUGUGUGUGUGUGUGUGUGGUGAUGGGAAAGUGUGGCUGUCAAUACAUCUAAGUUAGACCAACUCUAUACACUAGAUGAACAGAUGACUGUUAGCAGACUCCUAUCACUCAGUCUGACAAAUUAUACCUGGCAUGACAGUAGUGACAUUUGAGGGGGGUCAUAACAUGGUAAUAACAUAAGAACACAUACAUUUCAGACCAUGAACAAUACCUACCUCAGUACUUUGUAAACUCUUGCCUAGGUUUGUUUUGACACUCAAGGCCGUGUCACAUCAGCUAUUACUAGGGUUCAUUUAACAUUGUGCACUGGAGAAAAUGUCUGACAUGGAAUUCUUAUCAUUAUCUCAUGCAUUAUAAUUAUAUAAUUAAAAUAAAAUACUCCUGGUAAAAUAUCCCUGUAGACAUUGGUGUGAGGUUUUAGGCCAGACAGAAAGACAUAAGAUGGAAUCAAAUAAGAGUUGACCUGCUCUUAAGAUGCAGACUAGUCUGUAAUUAAACCUAAGAUAGUUUUUCAUAAAACGUUUCUACCUGAGAGACUGUUUAGUGGGAGAGAGCAUUCCUGGUUCAAGUUUAGAGGGAUCCUGUCAUCGACACUUGUAUAAUUUGCUUGAGCAAUUUCCUUAAGUGGCUCGGUUCCCUUUUUGAUGUUUCAUGGCCCUAGAUGGCCUUUGAAAGGUGUUAAAAAAUUGAUUUAUUGUUUAGCCACGAGCGAUGCUGGGUCAAAUAAAUAAUUGUUUGUUGUUAAGAUACCUAAAUGCAAGCAUUUGAUGUGGUUAAUCUAAAACCACCAUCUAAUGCCUCCCUGCUUAAUGGACAUGUUGCAUGUUGUCAUGCUAUAGGCUAGUCCACAUCUAGGAUGCAAAGCUCCGAUCUACUCCAGUAUCUUUAAAAAAAUGUAUAGAGAAAAAUGUUUUAAUGGCUUUUGUUUGGCUGAAUUAACUUUGUUAUGGCUGACAUAACCUUAGUGAUGAGAAAAUAUAGAUAUGCAGUUUUAUGUCGGUCGAAGCGAAGGAAAACAUAUUUACACAUUUCUUCAGGCAUUCAUCGCUAACCCUGAUUGUGGCAGUGGCACCAGUCUGACACUAAUGUAUUUUCAUUGCACACACAGCUGACGACAAGUGAAGUAUUUAUCUGUCUAGUCCAACUGUCUUUGAUAACUUCAAACAGUCUCAGCUCAAGUUGCCUCAGUAGGUAAUUUUUUCAUGUUGUGUAGUAAUUACCCAGCAGCUUGGCCAACUAUAAUUAUCUCACGUUUUCAGAUCUCUAGAUAUGUCAAUGGUGACUUUACUUUAAGACUAGCUAACAAUUGAAGUUGUGUUGCAAGGAUAUACACCAAGUUGGAUUCAUUCCUUAAGAUUGGCUUAGAUAUACCUUAAAGGGGAAAAGAUAUUCAGUAUGAUAUGCUGUAGCUGUAUUCUAUGUUAGAAUAUGUAGAUAGACAGGAAGCUUGGUUAUGUUCAGCUGGAUCAAAAUAAUGUACCCUGAAGGUCAGACAAUUCAGAUUUGACCCUUUGAAACAUGUAGAUCACGUGUCAAACACAAUCCACAGAGGGCCGAGUGUCUGCAGGCUUUCUCUCAUUCUACAUUUUAGUCAUUUAGCAGACGCUCUUAUCCAGAGCGACUUACAGUUAGUGAGUGCAUACAUUUUUCAUACUGGCCCCCCGUGGGAAUCGAACCCACAACCCUGGCGUUGCAAGCGCCAUUCUCUACCAACUGAGCUACAGUUGUACUUGAUUGAUUAAUUAAGGUUACUGAUUAGUAAGGAACUCCCCUCACCUGGUUUUCUAGGUCUUAAUUGGACACAAAUUUAAAGAAGAAACCAAAAACCAGCAGACACUCGGCCCUCCAUGGAAUGAGUUUGACACCCCUGAUGUAGAUAGACAGGAAUCUUGGUUAUGUUCAGCUGGAUCAAAACAAUUUACCCUGAGAGUCAGACAAUUCAGAUUUGACCCUUUGAAACAGUCAGAAAAAAACAUACAUUCCUUUAAAAGUGGAUGCCACUUCUUUUCACAACCAUAUGAUACAGUAAGGAUUAGGGGAAGGGUGUAGAUUAUUUGGUAUUUUCUCCCAGAUGCCUAUCUGACUGGGAGUCAUCCUCAGAGAUUAACGAAACCAGAUAGAGAAGUGAUGUUAUUUCCUUCCAAAUCCCUCAUCCUCUUUAGAUAAGAGCCAGGAACUGGGAGCCUCUCCAGCCUGCAUCGCAAAUGGCAACCUAUUCCCUAUUUAGUGCACUACUUUUGACCAGGGCCAAUAGGGUAGGCUGCCAUUUGGGACACAGACGACCUAGUCUCCUCCAGUUUCGUCCCUUGAUAGUAGCCCUCCACAUGGGUAUUUGUGUUAGAGAAACUGCCUGUGGGACAUGGCCUUAAACAAACAGGAUUAACCCCACUUACUGUACAGUACAGUAUUCGCUCCCAUUUACUAUGGGCUUUCUUUUAUUGAAUGGAUGGGCUUUGAUUACAUAUGAAAAAUGAGGAUGGUUUCUAGUAUCUUUAGAAGGAUUUAGAGGUGAAACUGUCUGGUGCAUUCACUCUACUACAACUCUUUCAAGAACCGUUCCUGUCUUACUCUUCAGGCUCUGUUACUUUGUUACGUACUUUGAAUAUGGAUGUGAAGCAACAUAACACCGUUCCGUUUAUUCCAUUCCAGCCAUUACAAUUAGCCCUUCCUCCUAUAGCUCCUUCCACCAGCCUCCACUGAUAGGAUAACAACAGCUCAACAAAUGUUUACGUUCAUAGUAUCACAGAUUGGCAACUGUCACAUAAUAUUAAUGUAUCUAUGUUUCCCUGUUUUUCUAGUUGAUAGUGUCACUCAGUCAACACGUUGUGACACAGAGGAGCGCUAAUAAUUUGGUCUCACUUGUUGGGACUUGUUCAAACUUUAAACCAAAAGCAUGUGAUUCUUCAGAGUACAUUUGCCAAGGGUGGUUUUUAAAUUGAUGAGAUUGUUUGUACUGUAUUAAAUUACAUUUUAUGAUAUGUCUUAGGGAACAAGAAGCGCUCUAGCAAUGUGAUUGUGGCAUGAGCUACGAAUACUGUGGUGUUCCAACGUAGAUGACAGAAACACACAAACCUGGUAGUUUAAUGGAAUAAGGUUUCUCCUCCACCACAGGCUUUUAUGUACUUCCAACAUCUACCCUUUAAGUUCACACAGGGGUCAAGUGUGCUUGCUCAAGUUUCUGUAGAUUACUCAGCAUUUAGCUCCAUAUGCAAUAAGGAAUUAUUGAAUGAUACAGAUUUAUUUGACAUCAGCAAUGACAUUGAGUAGGACAUAGAACCUACAUGUAUGUAGACUUUGAUUGUGUGUAGUUUGUAUUUAGUUUUUUUUUACGAUUGGCACGCUCAAGUUCAUCAGCACAUUCAUGUACAUUUCUAUCAUAAAGUACUGUAUCUCAUUAAGUUUAUCAAUGUAGGCGCCCACAUACGUUCCUGCCCCAAACCAUAACAUAUUCCCUAGCUAUGCACAUGAAGUGAAACACCAGUUCACAGCCCUCAUGAAUGUAUUGGCUUUGAUUAAAUCAGCCCAAUGGUCCAUGCAGUCUUUGUAUUUGUCCAGGCAGGGAGUUGGCUCGACAGCAGCGGAGGAGACAAACCAUUCCCAGUGUUACACAGUGUGUACUUCUACUGUUGGCACCAGUUCACUGUUAUCUUAUCACCAGUUAAGUGUAAACAUGGUUGUCCUCAAGAGUGAGAGAGAGCAAGUUGUACUGUCCUCUUCUCCUCACUGAGACAGAACACGUUUUGACACAGGUCUCUGCUUCGGGUGCUGCCUCAAACGUAAGUGGGAAAAAAGGCCAGCUAACUAUGCCACUAACCAUGAUGUGAAUAUGUAUCAGUGCCGGAUGGGGACUAUUCCCAACACAGUUAAUUUGACAUCCAUAGUCCAGACAUGUGGAGACAUACUUACACAAUAUACCCAUAUUCGUUGCUCACGUUACAGUAGGUGCGCACCUCAUGUUCCAUAUUUACACAGCUCCAGUUAUGGAAUUCAUGUUUUCCUCCUCCCUGUACAUAGACUAGCAUUCUGGCAGGAAGUGGCAGGAUGUUGCCGUUGUUCCACUGAUUGUGGCCCUGCAGGACAAACACAGGUGCUUCCCUUCCUCUAGUGUUCUGGCUUCCUGUGACUUCCUGCACAGCUGAGGGUUUAGGUCAGCUGGCCCACCAUAACACUAAUUGGAUGUGUGUAUGUGUGAAUGUGUCUAUGCAACUUUUCUAUGUUUUUUAAAUGUAUUUUUCAGUUAAUUUUGGGGAAAAGGCUGCGUAUGCUAUUUUGUCAAAUCCUCAAAUACGUGAAUUAAUUAUGUUAAAUGCACUAGUUUAACUAUGAUUGAUGUUGACAUUUUGUUAAUGUAUUUACACCACUGAUAAGAGUUUGACACCUCCAUGGGAGUGUGCAGUCCUAUAUCCACCAUACUCUACUGUUCUCCUCAAUGAGACAGGAGUGUGCAGUCCUAUAUCCACCAUACUCUACUGUUCUCCUCAAUGAGACAGGAGUGUGCAGUCCUAUAUCCACCAUACUCUACUGUUCUCCUCAAUGAGACAGGAGUGUGCAGUCCUAUAUCCACCAUACUCUACUGUUCUCCUCAAUGAGACAGGAGUGUGCAGUCCUAUAUCCACCAUACUCUACUGUUCUCCUCAAUGAGACAGGAGUGUGCAGUCCUAUAUCCACCAUACUCUACUGUUCUCCUCAAUGAGACAGGAGUGUGCAGUCCUAUAUCCACCAUACUCUACUGUUCUCCUCAAUGAGACAGGAGUGUGCAGUCCUAUAUCCACCAUACUCUACUGUUCUCCUCAAUGAGACAGGAGUGUGCAGUCCUAUAUCCACCAUACUCUACUGUUCUCCUCAAUGAGACAGGAGUGUGCAGUCCUAUAUCCACCAUACUCUACUGUUCUCCUCAAUGAGACAGGAGUGUGCAGUCCUAUAUCCACCAUACUCUACUGUUCUCCUCAAUGAGACAGGAGUGUGCAGUCCUAUAUCCACCAUACUCUACUGUUCUCCUCAAUGAGACAGGAGUGUGCAGUCCUAUAUCCACCAUACUCUACUGUUCUCCUCAAUGAGACAGGAGUGUGCAGUCCUAUAUCCACCAUACUCUACUGUUCUCCUCAAUGAGACAGGAGUGUGCAGUCCUAUAUCCACCAUACUCUACUGUUCUCCUCAAUGAGACAGGAGUGUGCAGUCCUAUAUCCACCAUACUCUACUGUUCUCCUCAAUGAGACAGGAGGUGUGCAGUCCUAUAUCCACCAUACUCUACUGUUCUCCUCAAUGAGACAGGAGUGUGCAGUCCUAUAUCCACCAUACUCUACUGUUUCCUCAAUGAGACAGGAGUGUGCAGUCCUAUAUCCACCAUACUUACUGUUCUCCUCAAUGAGACAGGAGUGUGCAGUCCUAUAUCCACCAUACUCUACUGUUCUCCUCAAUGAGACAGGAGAGUGUGCAGUCCUAUAUCCACCAUACUCUACUGUUCUCCUCAAUGAGACAGGAGUGUGCAGUCCUAUAUCCACCAUACUCUACUGUUCUCCCUCAAUGAGACAGAGUGUGGCAGUCCUAUAUCCACCAUACUCUACUGUUUCUCUCAAUGAGACAGGAGUGUGCAGUCCCUAUAUCCACCAUACUCUAUGUUCUCCUAAUGAGACGGAGUGUGCAGUCUAUAUCCACCAUACUCUACUGUUCUCCUCAAUGAGACAGGAGUGUGCAGUCCUAUAUCCACCAUACUCUACUGUUCUCCUCAAUGAGACAGGAGUGUGCAGUCCUAUAUCCACCAUACUCUACUGUUCUCCUCAAUGAGACAGGAGUGUGCAGUCCUAUAUCCACCAUACUCUACUGUUCUCCUCAAUGAGACAGGAGUGUGCAGUCCUAUAUCCACCAUACUCUACUGUUCUCCUCAAUGAGACAGGAGUGUGCAGUCCUAUAUCCACCAUACUCUACUGUUCUCCUCAAUGAGACAGGAGUGUGCAGUCCUAUAUCCACCAUACUCUACUGUUCUCCUCAAUGAGACAGGAGUGUGCAGUCCUAUAUCCACCAUACUCUACUGUUCUCCUCAAUGAGACAGGAGUGUGCAGUCCUAUAUCCACCAUACUCUACUGUUCUCCUCAAUGAGACAGGAGUGUGCAGUCCUAUAUCCACCAUACUCUACUGUUCUCCUCAAUGAGACAGGAGUGUGCAGUCCUAAUCCACCAUACUCUACUGUUCUCCUCAAUGAGACAGGAGUGUGCGUCCUAUAUCCACCAUACUCUACUGUUCCUCAAUGAGACAGGAGUGUGCAGUCCUAUAUCCACCAUACUCUACUGUUCUCCUCAAUGAGACAGGAGAGUGUGCAGUCCUAUAUCCACCAUACUCUACUGUUCUCCUCAAUGAGACAGGAGUGUGCAGUCCUAUAUCCACCAUACUCUACUGUUCUCCUCAAUGAGACAGGAGUGUGCAGUCUAUAUCCACCAUACUCUACUGUUCUCCUCAAUGAGACAGGAGUGUGCAGUCCUAUAUCCACCAUACUCUACUGUUCUCUCAAUGAGACAGGAGUGUGCAAGUCCUAUAUCCACCAUACUUACUGUUCUCCUCAAUGAGACAGGAGUGUGCAGUCCUAUAUCCACCAUACUCUACUGUUCUCUCAAUGAGACAGGAGUGUGCAGUCCUAUAUCCACAUACUCUACUGUUCUCCUCAAUGAGGGACAGGAGUGUGCAGUCCUAUAUCCACCAUACUCUACUGUUCUCCUCAAUGAGACAGGAGUGUGCAGUCCUAUAUCCACCAUACUCUACUGUUCUCCUCAAUGAGACAGGACGUGUGCAGUCCUAUAUCCACCAUACUCUACUGUUCUCCUCAAUGAGACAGGGAGAACGCAGUCCUAUAUCCACCAUACUCUACGUUCUCCUCAAUGAGACAGGAGUGUGCAGUCCUAUAUCCACCAUACUCUACUGUUCUCCUCAAUGAGACAGGAGAACGCAGUCCUAUAUCCACCAUACUCUACUGUUCUCCUCAAUGAGACAGGAGAACGCAGUCCUAUAUCCACCAUACCUACUGUUCUCCUCAAUGAGACAGGAGUGGCAGUCCAUAUCACCAUACUCUACUGUUCUCCUCAAUGAGACAGGAGUGGCAGUCCUAUAUCCACCAUACUCUACUGUUCUCCUCAAUGAGACAGGAGUGUGCAGUCCUAUAUUCCACCUACUCUACUGUUUCUCAAUGAGACAGAUGUGCAGUCUAUAUCACCUACUUAUGUUCUCCUCCUGUGCAAUGAGAGACAGGAGUGUGCAGUCAUAUCCACCAUACUUACUGUUCCCUCAAUGAGACAGGAGUGUGCAUCCUAUAUCCACCAUUACUCUACUGUUCUCCUCAAUGAGACAGGAGUGUGCAUCCUUAUCCACAUACUCUACUGUUUCCUCAAUGAGACAGGAGUGUGCAGUCCUAUAUCACCAUACUUACUGUUCUCCUCAAGAGAAGGAGUGUCAGUGUCUCCUCAAUGAGACAGGAGAACGCAGUCCUAUAUCCACCAUACUCUACUGUUCUCUCAUGAGACAGGAGAACGCAGUCCUAUAUCCACCAUACUCUACUGUUCUCCUCAAUGAGACAGGAGAACGCAGUCUUUACAUUUCGAGAGACUGAAGAGAGUCUCCAACUUCUCAAGUUACUGAGUGCUCCUUGGGUUUCCAAGGGAAGAGGUGGAGGAAUGGUUUGGUCAAAGUCGUCAUGGUGAUUGUCUGUGAAUGCUGGAGGCGUGUCGAGGAGAUUGUUUUCCCUCUCUCUGCAUAGCUCAGGUAUUUGCAUGCCCUGUUCGUCUCCAAGGGUCUCCAUAACCAUUAACCAACCUGUUGCAUUGUUGCAUACAUAUUGCAUUCCUCAGGUCUCGUUCAGCUCAGAGUUGACACAAUGCUCCACCUGUGUGUUUUUACGCCCAUUGGAAACCGUAACACUACGUGGUGAUAUCGCAUUGUAAAUCAGCUUAACCCAACACUUCACGGGGAGCUAAGCUAGGGGGGAUUGGUUUUUCCAUUGAACUCUUUUUGAAUGAAGUUGUUUAUUGUACAUUUCUCCCUUCACUGACUGUACAGUAGACAUGUGCGUCAGAUGCGUGUUAGCGUCUGUCGUUCUGAACAGGUGACUACUGUUGGCUAUGUCAUCCAGGGGCCACUCUGAAACUUUGUUCGUGCCUGGUAGAGGGAUGAUUGACAUUGCCUCCAGGAUGCCUGAAAAGCUUGAUGUUGGCCAAACCUGGCUUUUGUGGUCAGAGAAGGUUAUCUCUCCGCAAACAGAUAGAGCAGAUAUAGACUAAGAUACCCUUUUAUCCAACAGUCAGAAAAUGGAGUCAGUACCAGAGACCAAGACUAGGACGAGACUCUCACCAUAUCAGACCCAAAAACCAUGUGUGGUAUGAUCUAUGAUCUCAUGGAAUGAAAGAAUGAAAGCCACACAAUGAGAACGAUAUGGAUACUUUGGUACUGGAAUGGUGCAGGAUCUGGCCUUUGGACAUAUGAUACAGUUAUAGGACUUAUAGGACAUAUUAGAUGUUCUUAUGUGAGAUAUUAUAUUAAAUGUCUAGGGACAUUAGCCUGAAACAUAUUAGCCAGUCAGCUACUGUUGAGCUACUGAAGACAUCCAAUAUGAACAUUACCAUGUAUAAAACAUUACAAAGUUCAGUGCCUUGUACUGCAACAGAAUUGCCAUGUCACAAAACGCUAUCUGGUCAUUACGUUUGAUUGUUGCUUAAUGUGAUUAAUUUUGUAGGUAUCUGUUCUGCAUUGCGUCGUUUGAUCUGAACUGGAUGGAUGUUAGGUGGCUCUGGUACAUGGUUCAUGGUUCAUGGCCCAUGGCUCUGGGUUUUUCCCAUCAUGGAAAGGAGACAACGGAAUGAAACAUUGAGUUAAAUAAGGAAUAUAAUCAAAAGCCUAUUUUGGAGGCGAUUUUUUGAUCAGGUUUUUAUGGAAAUGAGGACUUUGGAGUUUAAAUAUCUCAGAAUGGAAUCAUUAAGUGAUCAUGUCUGAUGAGUAAGAGGAUGAGUAACUAUUUAAUAGAAUCAGAAUCGGAGUGCUGAGCAAAUUGAGUGACUACGUUUUCUGCUCAUCGACUGCCUUGAUGGAAGACCACCAACCAACCAUAGGAUGUGCUUUUUCCCAAAGCUAUUAGGAUAAUGAAAUGACACGUCAAAAAACCAGGUUUAUCCAUAAUUGCACAUCAUUAAAUUUUGGGACAUUUCAUGCUGUUCAAUGGUUAUUUCAAUUAUACCCAUUGAUGUCUGACACACUGUAUAACCUAGUCUUACCAUAUCAGAACCUGAUGACUAUUCAAACUCGUUUUGUAUUUGUCUUUUUUCUAGGGCGGAAGACAAAGACGACAAGGAAACUGUGCCAGGAAAGGAGAUCCAGGUGUCGGUGUGCGAUGAGGAGAAGGUGGUGUGCGGUGUCACCAAACACACAACGUGUGCUGACAUAGUGCAGGCCUUGCUGGAUGACCACAAGACCAUCCCUGAGAGCAAGAGGCUUCUGCACGGCGACCCCAAAGACUUCUGCCUGCUAGAGCGCUGGAAAGGCUUUGAGAGGGCUCUGCCCCCGUUAACCCGCAUCCUCAGGCUAUGGAACGCCUGGGGAGACCAACGACUGUUCAUCCAGUUCACCCUGGUCAAGGCCAGCGAUUUUGUACCCCAAGCAGGAGGCAAGAAGGGGGCCAAAUCGAAGGGGGCUAAGGGGGCUAAAAGAUGGGAGCAAGGCCCAGCCCAGUACUCCCAGUCGCUGCCAGUGGAGAGGCAGAAACGGAUGGUGAAGAAGGCCUUCAGGAAGCUGGAGAAGAUCCAUAAGGAGAAGAGGGUAGUGGGAUCUUCUCCGGGCAGAGAGGAGAUAGACAGGAUGGUUCAGCUGCUUAUCCAACAGGAUCACACCAUCCGGCAUCAGAUCCAGAGGAUGAGGGAGCUGGACUGUGAGAUGGAACGCUUCAAGAUGGAGCUGCAGGGAGGACAACAGGAUACAGAGCCUCUCCAUGAGGGAUUCUCCUCACUCUCCCCAAUCUCCUUCCCACACAGCCACAACCAGAGCCUGGACAGCCAGCCAGGGGUCUCAGAGCAGGAGCUGCUGCAGGAGUGCCUGUAUACUAGUGACGGGGUGGCCCAGUUGGAGAUGCAGCUGCUCAGGCACGAGGAACUUAUAGCCCAGCUGUCCCAGGACAUCGACGUAGAGCUGGCGAGGGCCAUGUUAGUGUUGCCGGAGGUCCCAGACAAGGAUACUCAGUUACAGGGGGCAACGGCAGGCUCUGGGGUCACUUCCGACCCAGACCAGUCCUGGGAAGCGGCAGAACUAGAGAGACUGCAGGCCGAACUGAGGCUUAGCCUGUACACCGGUGUGUCCCUUCACACCCAAACGGCCGAGCUGGAGAAGGAGCUGAAGCGCUAUGAAUCCACACUACUCUCCAAGGACCAGGAGUGCUGGCAGCUGACUUCCCAGCUGAGCACACUGCAGGUGGGGGACAGCGUGCAGGAAAUGCCCAGGCUUGGGACAAUGAAAGGCCCGGCCCCGUGCACUGUUCCACAGGCAGUGAGACUGAAACACAGCCUGUCCCCUACAGAUGUUACAGACACAGACUCAGACACAGGGAUCAGCUCCACACACAGUCAGGACUCACUGUCUCCCUGCCUGGACAUGAUCCUGCCACCGCUGGACACUGAUGUCUGAGAUGUCUGCCUCUCUGGAUUCACCUCAGAAGGCAAUAGACAAUCCCGAUAUUUGCCUGGUGCAUUAAUUUGAAACUGUAUUAAUCAGUGAGUUACACCGACACAUUUGCUACUUCAAUGUUAAUAGUAAUUUCUUACUAUUCCUACUUUUGAUGUGCCCAUUGUUUGACACUUCAUUAAGUAUUGAUAGAUUAACCAAAACACAAAACACAAAAUGAUUGUUUUAUAUUAAAACAUUCAGCAGACUUUUGUAGAUGUAGAAUUGUACAACUCUGCCUUUGUUAUAAACUGUAAAGGAUAAUAUUUUCAUAUUUUCUUCAUAAGCUAUUUGAUGAUAUAAUGUCACACUGAGAUUCAUCAAAAUGACAAAAGAAAAAUUAGAUGUAAGGGAAAACUAUAUUUAUUUGUGUUCCUGUUUUGGAGCAUUAGACUAUUUGUUAAACUGUAUGUUUAUAGACAUUCCAAAAGCAUAUAAAGCCAAACUAGACAUUUCUCAAUCUGUGUGCCGCUAGUGACUAUCAUUCAUAUAAAAUGAAAGCCAUUUAAGCUAAAAAAAUAAAAGUGCAUUCUUUACUGCAACAAUAAAGG